GCUGAACGUCGCAAUCCCCCGAAAAUCGAGCCUGCGGCUUGUAAUGUGCAUCAUUUUAUCUUUUGGUUUCACAAGUUGCUGCUUUCAGAUCAAUCGCAGGGACAAGUCAGGAAAACCCCACAACAAAUUCAUCAGAGAAGAUAAGAAAUGCAUCUUAAAAGCCUUCUUUUCGUACUUGGUAAGACAAAUUGUUUUUGCCACUUACUUUUUUACUCUGGGCGCCCGGCUCGAGUGCGAGCUUCAUGCUCAAACGCGCUGAAAUGAAAGUGUGAAGCAGGAGUGAGAAGGAUAACUUUCUAUGAAGCAAGGAAACCGUGCGCAUUGCAUUCACUUUUGAAGUAUGGACGCCUUUCGCUUUCCCUGACUAUUCGAGCUAAUGCAUUGCAGAUUACCUGUUUAUAGCAUACUGUGUUCGGUAGCUCAUUGCUCGCUGGUGAGCAUUGCGUGGUCCAAUAUUCCUACAUGCUAGCUUGCCAGCGAAAACGUUUUCCAUCUAGCAACUCAAUGCCAGUAAAAAAGCAUGCAAAUCAGCUUUUUUUUCUCAGUGUUUUAACGCUAUAGUACCACAGACCGGGGAUUUUUUGAAGAAACAAGCCAGUGUGGAGUAUUCUUUACGUAUUGCACGACAUGGCCGAAAGUUGUUGUAAGUUAAUGCAUGAUAAUCACGGUAAAUUUCGCAGAACAGCAUUAACAUUUUGUCAAGAUACUUUUACUCCUUUUGGUUCAGUUGGUUGUUACUGAUCAUCAAAAAAAAAAAUACGUAUUCGUUAAUUUCAGAAGUGUGAAUUUCAACUCUUAAAUCGAUCACACCUAAAACGGAUGCGAAUGCACUAGUGUAGAUCGAAAGAUCAUAGGCCUUCUCAAAUUGUCAAAUUGUAUUUACCACUUGCUUUUUUUUGCUAUGGUCGCCCGCUUGAGUGCGAGCUUCGUGCUCAAACACAUUGAAAUGAAGGUGUGAAUGAUAAUAGUAAGCCGUGCGCAUUGCAUUCACUUAUGAAGUAUGAAACCUUUCGCUUUCCCUGACUAUUCGAGCUAUUUUAUUACAGAUUGCCUGUUUAUAGUACGCUGUGUACAGAAGCUCAUUGCUCGCUUGUGAGCAUCGCGUGGCCCAAUAUUCUUACAUACUUGCCAGCGUGCAAGUGUAGAGUAUUCUUUACGUAUUGCACGACAUGGCCAACAUUGCACGACAUGACAUGGUCCAGAGGCAUAUUUAGUGGAUUCAACUGAUUGAACUCAGCAGGGUGCUUCGCUUUUACGAGGUAUUGGCAGGGCUAUUGGCAGCCUGUAACGGGUAUCUUUGCACAUCUUUGCACGGCUGUGCACAACGCCAUCUGUAAAGAGUACUGGAAGCCGUCUCUUAGACAAUUUAAAUCUUUGUAAUGGAAAGAAUUAUUAGCUGAAUAGAGCCUCGACGGUCACGCUCUGAGAAAUUGUCGUCCCCAGAGCCCCUCGACUUUUAUAUAACGAGCGCGCGAUGAAAACCUCUUGUUUUCCAUAACCACGCUGCCUAAUGAAACGAAAAGUUCGGGGAAAGAGCGUGGUUUAAAAAUAGAAAUCGUCCCAAUAUUGUAAUUCGCCUAAUCAAAUUUCAAACUGGAUUGUUCUGCAUGCCAAAUUCAGAGGACAGAUAUAUAAGUUUUACGCCACAUCUUGCCACUUGGUGCCCGAUUUGGGGAGUGGGGGAUUGGGCCUUGCAAUUUGUGAGCAUCACAACAUCACAAUUUGCGUACUGAACUUAAAGACAAGAGAGAAGGUGUGAGUGUACCAUAAUCAAUCUUCCUAACGUUGGCAAUGUCACAAUGCCACAUAGGAACAUUCAAAGGAUAUCGCUCAGUAUGAAAUAAUGGUUAAUAAUCUCUUCGGCUCCGGGAAGUUUUGGUAAUCAUUGAUUCAUUUAUUUGCUGUUCACCGAUUUCAAUAGUGGUAAGGAACUUAAAGUUGUUGUCUUGCGAGGGUGAUUUAUUUGGAAAGCCGUGUUAUUUUGCUUUGAUUUCGCGUUAUCAGGUUAAAACAAAAGAAUUAUUUAAGAGUCUUUUUUCAUUGUUUAUUUGAUGAUACAUCACAGGAUAUCACCGACGUAUUUCCGGUCGUCGCUUCUUCGGCUGAAUUAUUUGUGCGUGGCUUAGUGUGAUAGUUUGUUUAGACAAAAGAGUUAAUGAAAACAGUUUGCUGUUUUAUUGUUUGGUGCUUCAGAUACAAUCGUCCUCUUGAUAAUGACUAGCAAGAAGCGGGUUCAGAAAUCGUUCUCAGUCGAUGACCUCAGACAAGAGGGUCAACGAGAGAAAUACAGGAUUUUCGAUCCUUCGAACGAGCAUAAAAUGGUCAAGAAACACUCUUUUUGUGACUGAUACCGAGAACACAUCUCAAUCGGCAACUGACGAGAUCCACAAGAUUAGGAUCGAAACCGCGGUCUUGCCUGACCAUUCACGGAAAAUGUCGGAAAACAUUAUAACGUCAGAUGGGCUACUAAAUGCCCCUGGCACAAGCAAUGCCUUUGAUGGAAGUCUCAUACGACAUCGCUAAAGAGGAUGAUCUACUCGGCAAGUCCGAUGACGAUGAACAAAUCCCUCCAUAUCAAGUGCCUAGAAAACCUAAACAGCCUAAACAGCAACGUCAAAGCCGCGACAGGCGCCCUCAAAGGAGUACCAGCGAACCAAGGACAGAACAGUACCGAAAACGUCGUCGCCACAGCCCAUCCACAGAGAACCGUAAACGGAGCCAUAGCCUAUCCGCGGAGGACAAAAUUAGCCAAGCCGAAGGUGCGAUCACAGCUUUAAAAAGGCACACGGACAGGGGAACUUGCCCAGAAAACCUACAAUAUAGGGCGAGGGCCAAAAUAUCCCUCAGCGGACGACGACUUCAAGAGAGAGAUAAAACAAAUCCGUAAGAACGCGGAGCAAGAAACGCUCAAUGCGAUUAUACGAGAAAUCGGCCGUUUUAAGGCCGAAACCGUGAAAGGAAAGCGAGCCGCACCGGCUAUAGCACUGAACGCUAAGAACUGUAGUAUGAUUGAACCAGCGCGCGCAGCGCAAGCUGAAAACAACGUAACGAUCGAAACAGUAAAAAACUUUGGCACAAAUCGCCCAGUUCGGCAAUAUGAUGGAAAAACUAGGAGCAAUUGAAAAUAAAGAAGUUCAAAAGUACACAUGUGUAUUCUCUGACUCCCACUACAAACAUGGGGCCAAAAAACAAAUUUUAAAAGCCAAACGGCUAGCAACUAAUAAGCGCAAAGAGCGCAGAAAGGUCAGACGCCAGAAAAACUAUCACAAUAGAGGCGAACAAAAAAACACAUAAAAAAAACUCUCAAACAAAGAACUUACAAAUGACCAGAUUAAUUUACUGGCAAAAGGGCUUAAAUUCAUUCCAACACCCGUAACAAAACAAACACAAAUCAGGCAACAACUCUUGCGUGACUUUGAUCAGUUUGCAAGAAGAAUGCGUCUAAUGUACAUAUUUCGAGGGGAAAACAAUGAACCCCAUCCUUACCAUGUCAAAUCUGAAUGGGAACUACCAAUACAACGAUCAGUAGCCCUUGAAGUAUCAGGGUGUGAUGGCCCAACGGAGAAAUUAUCAUCAUUUGUCGACAAACUCCUUCAGCCAAUAGCACAACAACAAAAGUCGUAUCUUAAAGAUACUACCGACUUCGUUAAUUUCAUAGAAAAUACGAAAGUGCCAUCGGAGGUCAUACUUGUUUCAAUGGACGUUACGAGCUUGUAUACAAAUAUACCGCAAGAGGAGGGAAUAGACACGGUAUGCAGAGCAUACGAAAUAUUCUACUAAAACGAGCGCUCAGGCUAAUUUUUCAAGAAAAUUCUUUCCAGUUUAAUGGAAAAAACUGCCUUCAAACACAUGGUACGGCCAUGGGCACGAAAAUGGCAGUCGCCUUUUCUAAUAUAUUCAUGAACAAGGUAGAGACGGAAAUCCUUAGCCAAAGCCUUUUUAAACCGCUCGUUUGGAAACGUUACAUAGACGACAUCUUCUCGCUCUGGACUACAAACAGAGACAGAAUAGAACAUUUCAUUGAACAAGCAAACAAUCAUCAACCUACGAUCAAAUUUACGGCUGAAAUUUCCGAUAAGGAAACAGCACUCCUCGACACCUACAUCUACAAAGGGGAAAGAUUCAAAAGAGAAGCAACCCUUGAUGUGCGUAUUCAUUUCAAACCAACUGAGACAUUUCAGUAUAUACCCAUUUUGGUUCCUGUCACCCGCAAGGAGUUAAAAAAAAGACUUCAUUAAAGGGGGAAGCCCUCCGACUCCUCAGAACAAACUCUUCCAAAAUAAUAUUCGAAGAGAAAAUUACAAAUUUCAAAGCGCAUCUGCUACAGAGGGGUUACCCAGAGGAUCUCAUUAACACAACCCUCUCAGAGGUGAACUUCAAAGACAGGAAACUAGCCCUCCAACAGAAACCAAAGACAAACCAACGAAUCUUGCCUUUUGUCACACAAUACCAACCAUCAGUGCCUAACCUAAAGCAAAUUCUCAUGAAAAACUGGCAUUUAAUAGAACAACAACCAUUACUGAGCGAAAUCUACAAACUAGAACCGGCCCUCGUAUCUUAUAAAAGAGGGCGGUCACUCAAAGACAUACUCGUGAGAGCCAAACUAUAAAAAGGCUAUUUUAAACACGCACUUGGGAGUCGUGUAGGCCUGUCAACCCCAUAUUACAUCUUAAUGAGAAUCGUCAAAUGCAAACAAGAAAGAACAAAAACAAACAAACAAACAAAACGGUGAGCUUAUGCACCAUAAUUGCACGCGUAAUAAGAAAAUGUCUUUUCCCUGAUUUUUGCACAGAGCACAAUCUCGUAGUGAAACCCUUGUCACAAUAUAUAAAGGAAUCGUUUUGCUACAUAACUCAUCCUGUAUUGACGUAACAGAUUUCGGAAAUGUAAAACAUCUUAUGCAAAUAUUUUGAAAAAAGAAACUGCUUUGUUUAGUUUCUGUUCAGUUGAAUUGCGCACUCAGAAGAGUGCAAUGUUAGUGAAUGUAAUGUUUUUCCCGUGAGAUAAAAGCGCUACGGUAAAGGUGAGUUCCCUUUGUGAUACCUUGUGAUGCCUUGUGAUACCUUGUGAUGCCUUGUGAUACUUUGUGAUACCUUGUGAUACUUUGUGAUACUUUGUGAUACCUUGUGAUACUUUGUGCUACCUUGUGAUACUUUGUGAUACCUUGUGAUGCCUUGUGAUACCUUGUGAUACUUUGUGAUACCUUGUGAUACUUUGUGCUACCUUGUGAUACUUUGUGAUACCUUUUGAUACUCUGUGAUACCUUGUGAUACCUUGUGAUACUCUGUGAUACUUUGUGAUACCUUGUGAUACUCUGUGAUACCUUGUGAUACCUUUUGAUACUCCGUGAUACCUUGUGAUGCUUUGUGAUACUUUGUGAUACUUUGUGAUACCUUGUGAUACUUUGUGAUGCUUUGUGAUGCUUUGUGAUACUUUGUGAUACCUUGUGAUACUUUGUGCUACCUUGUGAUACUUUGUGAUACCUUGUGAUACUCUGUGAUACCUUGUGAUACCUUGUGAUACUCUGUGAUACUUUGUGAUACCUUGUGAUACUCUGUGAUACCUUGUGAUACCUUUUGAUACUCCGUGAUACCUUGUGAUGCUUUGUGAUACUUUGUGAUACUUUGUGAUACCUUGUGAUACUUUGUGAUGCUUUGUGAUGCUUUGUGAUACUUUGUGAUACCUUGUGAUACUUUGUGCUACCUUGUGAUACUUUGUGAUACCUUUUGAUACUCUGUGAUACCUUGUGAUACCUUGUGAUACUCUGUGAUACUUUGUGAUACCUUGUGAUACUCUGUGAUACCUUGUGAUACCUUUUGAUACUCCGUGAUACCUUGUGAUGCUUUGUGAUACUUUGUGAUACUUUGUGAUACCUUGUGAUACUUUGUGAUGCUUUGUGAUGCUUUGUGAUACUUUGUGAUACCUUGUGAUACUUUGUGCUACCUUGUGAUACUUUGUGAUACCUUGUGAUACUCUGUGAUACCUUGUGAUACCUUGUGAUACUUUGUGAUACCUUGUGAUACUCUGUGAUACCUUGUGAUACCUUUUGAUACUCCGUGAUACCUUGUGAUGCUUUGUGAUACUUUGUGAUACUUUGUGAUACCUUGUGAUACUUUGUGAUGCUUUGUGAUGCUUUGUGAUACUUUGUGAUACCUUGUGAUACUUUGUGCUACCUUGUGAUACUUUGUGAUACCUUGUGAUACUCUGUGAUACCUUGUGAUACCUUGUGAUACUCUGUGAUACUUUGUGAUACCUUUUGAUACUCCGUGAUACCUUGUGAUACUUUGUGAUACUCUGUGAUACCUUGUGAUACCUUGUGAUACUUUGUGAUACUUUGUGAUACCUUGUGAUGCCUUGUGACGCUGCGUGUUUUAAAGCCUUGUAGUGAUACUAGAAUUCGUGAACCAAAUUUGUGUCACCUCACAUGAUAAGUGAAUGGUAGAACAGACCGGCAUGCUAUUGGGGUGACGUUACUAAAAAUUCAAGGUAAUAAGGUAAUAAGGUACCUUGUGAUACCUUGUGAUACUUUGUGAUGCUUUGUGAUGCUUUGUGAUACUUUGUGAUGCCUUGUGAUACUUUGUGAUGCCUUGUGAUACUUUGUGAUGCCUUGUGAUACUUUGUGAUACCUUGUGAUGCCUUGUGACGCUGCGUGUUUUAAAGCCUUGUAGUGAUACUAGAAUUCGUGAACCAAAUUUGUGUCACCUCACAUGAUAAGUGAAUGGUAGAACAGACCGGCAUGCUAUUGGGGUGACGUUACUAAAAAUUCAAGGUAAUAAGGUAUAGUGAUUGUGUGAGCAUGUGAUGCGAUCACAAACUUUGUGUCCUUAAUCAGUUGUCCCCAAAUCGUGCACUGUAUACAUCUUGCAUCAUUUUAUCUUGACUGGUUGCACAAGUUGCUCUCAAACCCGGGAGGGGGGGCGCGGGUACUCCCUUAUAUAGGCCAUAUAGGUAUCUACCGCCCCAUCAGGUAGGGUUUUUGCGCCGUUUUUUUUUUUUUUCGAUGAGUUCUGCAGCGAGCUACAAGGCUGAAUGUUCAAACAGUUGAACUUUCAAGUGUGUGGUGCUGUUGAGGAACGGUGCUGGAUUUACAACCUUGAAAGGUAACUCGAAGCAAAGUUGGCAUUUUACAAAGAAACAUGGAGAUAGCGCCAUUUUGUAUCGAACGGUCAGUGAAGACCGUCAAUGGUUUUAGCCUUCUUCUUCAUAGUUCUUACGCUGUUUGUUCUUCUUCCUUGGUCUCAAAACAAAGCUUGUGUGACAUUGGAUCGAUAUUUUAUGCUGGCUUUGAAUAAAUGCGGUCAUUAAUUUUAUAGGAAACCAUUUUGAAACACAUCAUGUUUUGUCAAGUUUUUAUUUUUUUGAAAAAUCCUCAAAAACAGGAAUUUGGGUCGGUUUUUUAGUACCGAAUGCGUGGUACCUUCAAGGAAAAUAUAUCCACAAACAGUCUGGGUCAAUUUUGACUUCAUACCAUCGAGAUCGAUGCCAAUAAAUAAAAUUCUUGUUGGAAGUAUUUUUAUCGGCUUCCACCUCCCCAAACAAUUUGCCAGUUAAAGGGUUAGUGAUACAUGCUUUAAUUAUAGUUACCAAGUUAAUAAUUUAUGGUGUUUAUCACCUAACAACAAACAUCCCCAGGGGGGUACUCCUUUACAUUUGCCUUAUUGAUCUAAAAUAAGUGCUAGAGUAAGAUUUGGAAAGUCGAACAAUACACCCCACUAAGAAUAGACCUUGAGUUUUCACGGUUUUCGACGCCAUCUUAAUGAGUAGGCAAACGUGUGAGAAAUCACAGUAUUUGUAUGAGAAUCUAACGUCGAAUAAUUUUCGUAAAACUUCUGUUCUGAAAGAAAUAUUAAUUGUAAACUAAAACUACAAAGCAAAGGAUUGUCUUAAAGAGUUUUGGGGGCAUACCUGUGCUUAAAUUUCUCCAGAGGCUUGCUUUAGGUUUUCCAUAAAACUGUCUGUAAUUUUUCCCGGGACUUUCUUACAGACAAAUGUACAGACAUUUUAAAGUGCUAGGGCUAGGUUUUCUGGCGCAUGUAACGCCCUCAAUUUUUUUCAGUAGAAUCCUUAAGCGCGAAGCUUUAGUUUACAAUUCAUAUUUUUUUUUAGAACAGCCGUUUUACGGAAAUUAUUCGACAUCAGAUUCUCAUACAAACACUGCCAUUUCUCACGCGUUUGCCUACUCGUCAAGAUGGCGUCGAAAACCGUGACAGGGUCUAUUCCAAAGAAUACGCCCCCGGAUUCCUCAGAUAAUAAUUGAUAGCCAUCAUUUUGUGAGCCAAAAAUCCUGGUGGGUUCUUCCUCACUUUUGUCUUAGGUAUUGGUCAUUUCAGACCCUUGAGUACGGAUUUAGAAGGUCAGACGGCACAUCCCCACCACGAAGUGCUAAGAAUACCCCCCCCCCACGCCCCGCCCCAGGAGAAUAAAUCGAAGGUAUUUAAUGGACUGCGGGGCGCGCGCAAAUCUACAAGGUCAAUAAUGUCAAGUACAAGAAAACCAAUGUAAACAUGACAGCUAAACCCACGAGGCUCUACCUUAAACCGAAGCAGGAACUCUGAUAUAGGUCACAAUCAAGGUCAGCGAUGGUGCCAAAACGCGCCUACUUCAAGGACUGGCACUCAAUUUUAAGAAAUGACGGACGUUCAUGUUAAAAACUAUUUUAAAAGGUGAUAGAAUUUGAAAACCUGUCGAUGCAAAUAUGGUUGUUAACCUUGAUCUACAAACUGAUCAUGACAAAACACUAGGCUCGAGUGAAACGUCAAGCACAAUGAAAUAAACUAAAAAUAACCUACAAAAUACUUCACAACAUUAUGCAUGAUAAUCACGAUAAAUUUAAACUAAACUGCAUUAGUCAAGAUACAUACUUUUGGUUUUGGUUGUUACUGAUCAUCGAAAAGAAAAAAAUGUAGUAUUCGUCAGUUUCAGAGGUGUGAAUUUCAACUUGUAAAUCGGUCACACCUUGAACAGAUGCCAAUUUACUGUUGCAGAAAGAUGGAAGUCGGGAGGGCAAAAACUACCGGAAUGCGGAUGUUUCAUUGAAUGCUUGACAUGUUGAUUGAUUCAUAGAUGGGUUACUUAAUUAAACAGCUGAUUGAUUGAUUGAUUGAUUGAUUGAUUGGUCGUGGCGGAUAUUGUAGUAAUAGUAAAAACUAUCUUCCUUCUUUCAUUCAGUUAUCCUUUCUGGAAGUGGAGCAGCUCUUCCCGACCUAGGUACAUGUUCUUUUAUGGAAUAUUUCUGUGAUGCCAGGAAAUGCCAAACGCACUUUUUUAAAGGACUCCAGAAAGACCCUAAUGGAGAUUGCAGGUACAGUAAAGUUUAUAACAGUUAGAACCUUGAAAUAUGCUGUUUUCAGUAAGUCUUUUCUCUCAAAACACGCAUAACUCAUCCCAGUUUAAAGUAAGUCACCAUACCCAAUUAAGAGUAAAAGGAAUGCUGGCCUUCAAUUCUAGAAAUAAAUAACUUUUUCUGUAUCAAUUUUAACGCAAAUUUUUACCUUCUACAUUCCGACAGCGCCAAGUUUAGCGAACUGACCAGAUGCGUGAUUAAGACGGUUGAUAUUUGUGCUGGAGAUGUACUGCCCCAAAGCCAGAUCGAGAGCAUUGUUCACAAAAAAUUCCAAGAAACUACCUUUUGUUUAAAAGGAGGAUCGAAUCCGGUAACCUCGGUGGGCUCGCGAUGCAGGAGUUCGUACAGCACUGAUGCAAACAACUGUUUGAGAACCUUCCAUCAAACAUUCGCUGCGGACAAGUCGGAUCCUGAGCUGUGCUCGUAAGUUGAGCAAGAACUUAGUAACAAUGGCGUGCCCUUUAGUUUUAACUGAACUUAAACGUACCGCAUGACGAAUAAGGCAAGGUUCAAUUUGACCUGUUCCAUCCCCCCCGGGCAAUCCCCCGUAACAAGCCCAUCUCUUCGGGCCCGGGGUUGGGAAAUUGUUUGAGGCGGUCCUGUCCCAAAAGUAGGGGGUGGGGCAAAUCAAAAAUAUCUUCCCUUUGAUUUUGCCAAGCUCGCGCGGUUCACGAUGGCUGCGGACCUCAAGACUACGUAUUUUUAAAGAAAGACGCAGGAACUUCUCAGAGUCUGUAUUUAAAGGUCUGUAUUUGAAACGAAUGUGCGUGUGAUACGUACUCGAAUGGAUUUUAAUUUUUGGAAAAGAUGGACAGAAAGUAUUUCUUCAGCCUAGCUUUAAUGAAAAGAAAACUUAUAUGAAAACGGAUACAAGGCGUUUGAUAUAAAGAUAAACAGAGAUUCAGUCCAGUGAUCUUAUGAAGUGUUCUAUCAAGAGAGUCUCAAUGACGUUAACCGAUAGGCGUAAAACGGCCAAAAAUUUAGUCGAUAGCCGUAAAAAUUGAAAAAUUUUAACCGUUAACCGUAAAUAGGGUCAACAAGAGUUAACCGUAAAAGAAAUUGUUCCCUAUGAUUUGUUAAUUUUAAGGAAGGUGCUAAACUCACUAAUGGUUGCGUUUUUUUUUUAUUUCCCGGCUACUUUGACUCCGUAUGCACGUUAGGCCAAGCGCCUUUUAGUUUCUGACAAGCUAGACCCAUGCUCCAUUUCCGCCGCUCUCUCGGGGAACUAAUUUUUUCCCUAGCGAAAAUCUGGCUUCUUGCUGGGAAUUAAUAUUUGCUAUUUUCAGAGGGUCAUGCCCUCGAAAUACCAGUGAAACAACACGGAGAGAUGUCACUGUUUGUAAAACACGUUGACGAUAAACAACAAUUCCCUGUUUUUCUCUGACGCUACGGUAGACAUUGCCAUGUCUAGUCCCUGUACAUAGUCUUCCCACGCAAUCUCCGUCCAGGCAUUUCGGUGGCGUAUCUGAGAAAAAAAAUUCGCUCGGACCACGUGACCCGAAACGCAUUAGCCGCGCGGAAUAAUGAAGCCUACGGACAAGGCCGCGGCAGACAGUCGUUCUUUACAGUCCUUUGCUAUCAUUAAAAACACUGGAAACGGGAAUUUUGUAAUUGGUCGUUUUCACAUUAGAGCUAGAAAUGGAUUAUUCGUCUGAGACUAACAACAACAACAAUAUACACUUAAUGUCAGAUCCCGAGGGAAACAGUUAGUUUUGUUUUCCCGAGAGUCCUGAAACAUCAGGACUCGAGGGAAAACAAAACUAACUGGUUUCCCGAGGUUUUUUGGUUUUUGUUGCAAAAGACUUCGGUUUUUCGGUUUUGGUGGUCAUUGCGGUUUGCGGAUUUUUCGUUUUUUAGCGUCUGGUUUUCGGUUUUCGUGAAAAAUACUAGCGGUUUUUCGGUUUUGGUACCCGAUGUGGUUUUUCAUAUAAUUUUCUCUUUGGUGCAAGGUCGCGAUAUGGAAGGGCAGUGAGGUUCAAUAAUCGACUGCUGUUUUGCGUAUCUGUUUAUUACCACAUUAAACCUUAGAACAAGUUCCUGCUGCCAUGUUUUGGCCGAAUUUUUUUGCGAUUUUGCGGUUUUGGAUGAUUUUUUCCUUCGGUUUUGCGGUUUCUAAUAUACCCCAAUGCCCCCCUCCUUAAUUUACAAUAUAAUAUAUUAAUACAAAAAAAGGUCACAUUUACUCAGAAUAACUAAAAAGCUAAUCGAGCUGAGUAAAGCUAAAUAAUGUUCAGGAAUAAGAGGUAGGUUGGCACUAAAGCUAGAACAACAAGGAAUUAGUAAAUAGAUAAAGGGAAAAAAAGGAAAAAGGAAAAAAAAAGACUCACGAACAGUAAGACUGUAAGAUGUUUGACAUGACUUUGUUUUUAAAGGAUUUAAAGGGGGAGGUGUUUAAUGCUUUCAUCAAGGUUAUUCCAAACUUUUACAGCCGCAAAGCGAAAGUUGAAGUUACCUCAUAAGUCUUCAGCUUUGCGUCCAAGAUGGAUGACAAGAUGGCCGUCACUUUGAAUUCUAAGAUUUCAUCCAAAAUGGAUCUCAACAUCGCCUCCAUUUUAGUUUUUUCUUGCUCCAUCUUAGCAGUUUACCAUUCUGGUACAGUAGGUUAAUAAGAGACAACGAAAAAGUACGAAAAAAGUUAACUAUAAAAGUAAAAUUAACAGAGCUGAGAAAAGCAGGCCAUGCUCGCAUGACAACCGCUGACCAAUCUCACAACCGCUGACCAAAACACUAGCCUGUGUACAGUCGCCCCCUCCCCGACAGACACCCCUUGUCCUAUUUUUUCCGAGGGGAGGGGGCGGCUGUGCACAGGCUAGACACAUUGGAUUAUGCAAAGCUGAUCGUACUACGUGAAAAUUAACUUUGCAAGACAAAAACACGACACCGAAAGAACCCAAAACAGAGCGGGGUGGUAGCCGUAAACAUCUGUUUGAAUGUCAAUUUUGUACACAGGCUAUCUGAAACGGAUGAUCCAUCUUCAAACUGUCCGACAAAAUUGACGAAUAAAGUCAGGCGGAUUGUUCAUUCAAAAUAAAAACCAUAUGUUCAAUUUUCAAAUUAAGACGUGGGACCUAUCUGACGCGAAUUAUCAAACGGAUAACCCGUCUCACACGAAUAGUCCGUCUCUAGUGUGAAAACGGCUAUUUAUGUUCUAAAUGAAUGUCGCGCCACUGGCUUGAGUUGGGCGUUCGCGUGUCUACUUUUGCUUUUCACAAAGAUUAUUUUUAAAUUGACUAUUGGCAUUUCUAUGCUGAAAGUAAUAUUAGAAGUGGAAAACUUUAUAUAAAGUAUGCUGGAAAUGUCGUUAAAAUUUUUCAAAAGAAUAGCUUAUUUCAUCCGUAAAUGAUCCUAAGACCUUUAUUUUAUUUUAAAGGUACAAAAAAUACAGGUUGAUUAAUAUUUAACCCUUUGAAACCAAAGAAAUUAAUUUUUAACUUUUUUGUUAACCGUAACUGAAAAAAAUUAACCGAUAGCCGUAAAAGAGCCAAAAUUUUAGCCGAUAACCGUAAAAGCCACCACCCCAUUGAGACCCUCUAUCAAGGAGGCGCUUUUUUUUUGUAGUUUUUCUUCUUCGUUUUCAUCCAUUAUCCUUCUCUCAAUAAACUCUGGAAAACGUUUAUAAAAGUUGUGAAAAGGUUUCGUUUUGCUUUUGUACGGAGGGUGGGGAAUAUACCGCCAAGAAAGAGGAAAACUGCAGAUUCCCGCGGUUAUGCCCCGGGAGGGCAUGGCUACAAGUCAAAUUGAACCAUGCAUAAGCCUUUCAUUUCUCCAGGGGCACCUAACGACUUUUUAGCAAUUAUUGAACAAGUCUGAGUAGGAUAUGAAGAAUUGUGCAAAAUUAUUUAAAGUUUAAAAACAAGCCAAAGCAUGCUUACCUAGGUCGAUGUUAAAUUCAUAUCGAUAGUGCACUUUUGUCGGGAAGUUUAGGAGGUAAAGGACUGAUCAGGUCUGCAAAUAUACUCCAAAUAACUUAUAUCGUCAGUGGAGUUGUCUUCUUGCUGUUCUUGCCAUGUUCGCGCUCCCCUAAAAACGCCUGCGUGGGAGGCUAAAAAACACACUGAUUACGACGUAUACUUCCUAGUGAAAGUAAAUAUCAACAUAAUAUCAGUAACUAACGUUUCAUUUGUAGACCUUUGAAAAAAAAAAUAUCUUUUUGGUAGUCCGCAAAAUCUCAUUGGUUCCUAGCAUCAACUCAUAGUACCUGCAUUCAGACUCUCAAAAUAGAUUUAAAAAGUUAAUUUAAAACUAAACAGGAUAAAAUAGGCAGGCUGGCACUGCAUAAAGGAAUCUGGGGCCCGAUUCUUGAACUAUCCGGAAAUGUUUCAGUCCCGAAGGCAAAUAUUAAAAUCAAAACCUGUUGAAUAGUAACAAUACAGUUCCUAGAACACAAACUCCUCCAGGGGGUACUUGGAUUAAUUUUUGCUGGGUAUGUGCCGCUGGCCUGGACAAGACAAGACAAGACAAGACAAGAGACAAGAGACAAGAGACAAGACAAAAGACAAGACAAAAGACAAAAGACAAGACAAGACAAGACAAGACAGUAUAUCGACUUUAUUCAAAUAAUAUAAUAACUCAGCUGAUGUCACACUGAAGUAACUUAAUUGCUCCGUACUGCAAAAGUGUUUUCAGAUAAUCAAAACUUCAGAAUGCGAAAUGCGUAAAUUAUUUAUUCCUUCUACUCUUCUGUUUGUUUCUUUUGUUUUGUUUUGCUUUGUUUCUGCUGUUUAGUAGCAUGACAACGUUAUUGCUGUUACGUGUUGCUUCACGCUAAUAGUUUAGAAAUUUCUUAGUACUCAAUUCCUGAAAUACUUUUUAAUUAAGCAUUUUUUACUUGGGUUAAUUGAUUUACUCAGUGUGAAAUGGCAAGUGAAGGGGUGGGAACUGGUACCCUUAAAAUCCCACCCACCCCGACCUCGCUCACCACUUCCCCCCCCCUUCCUUCCCGCCCUUCCAGCACCAACCUGAAACUGAACCAUUGUCUAUUUUGAUUUUGACAGGGAAUACGCCAAAGCAAAGAAGUGCAUGAAGAACCUGGUAGCGUCUGCUUGUUCCUUCUCAUCUAGUCAACAGGAAUUGCUAAACUUGGGUUUUAGUGACUACAAUCCUUUCUGUGAAAACAAUCGGGAUCCUGGGGCGACGGGAAAUGAUCAAUGUUUUGGAGUAAAGGAACUCAACAACCCCUUUCAUUCCUCUAGUCCGACCAAAACUGAUAAUUUGCAGGCUGUACUGGUUCUUGUUUUAGUGCUGUUGUUUAUUAUCUAAUGCACUGUAGUAGUCCACAGGAACCUCUAGUAACCACGACGACCACAGCAAAUAAAACUUUAAAUCGUAAUCGUUUCUAUUGAAAACUUUUAACUUUUAAGGAAGUAGAUAGAAGUAGAUAGAUAGGGCUGGAUAUUGUCCAGCCCCCUUAACAGAAGCAGCUGGUCAUUAAACGCAUAUAUAACUGACUUUCUGGGUUCGUUUAGUAAUCACGACAAUAAACUGAAGCCGUGAGCGCAUGGUUUGCCUUUACCAUU
Molecule: messenger RNA, 14859 nt
Organism: Porites lobata
Lineage: Eukaryota; Metazoa; Cnidaria; Anthozoa; Scleractinia; Poritidae
Source: the annotation of a GenBank genome assembly